CGAAGGGUGAAAGCUUUCCAGCUGGUCAGCAUGUUUACUAGAGACUUGAGACCCAAGUCUUGGUUCUUCAGCUUUCUGGUUGGUAGUCUGUCCAGGAGUCUCUUUGCCUUUGCAGCCCUUGCCAAGAAUCAGACUUCUAAAGGUUUCUCUCCUGUCACGAUUGAGACCUCAAGACACAUGUACGAAUAUGUGGCCACUGCGCUGGACUGGUGGCAUGCAGACAGACACUGUCAACAGCGCUUUGCUCAGUUGCUUUUUGAACCGCAAGACAGUGAGCAGGCUUCCUUUAGCCAACUGCUGCUGUCCCACCACAUCAGAGGUUCUGUCUGGCUCAAUGAAAGGGAUGGUGUCCUGCACAAACCAAAAUGGAGACGGGACCACACUGUACCGGUCCUGGUAUUUGGAGACAAAACAGACACCAAGUACGUGAAGGUGCUCUCUGACUUCCCAGCACUGCCUGCUGUCACAGCCUGCGCCCACCUCCAGUGGGACACCAGGACCCAGGAGAUUGCUACCGUCUUCUCCUAUGCUGUGCCGGCUUUUAUUAACGAGUUCCAGCUCCGUGGCUUCGUCGACGAGGAAGGCUUUGUUCGCUUUGCUCUCAUAGUCCACGGGCACCAUUCCCCAUACCUGCCCGUGUUCCGUGCUGAUGGGCAGUGGCAUCACUUCUGCGUGACCUGGCAGCAGGAAAACGGGACCUGGGCCAUCUAUGCUGACGGUAAAAGGAGGGCAUCUGCCAGCGGUCUGUGUGCUGUGGGGCCGUCUGCCCCCCAGGCCAUCUAUGGCCAGGGGACAUUCAUAAUUGGGCAGGAUCAGGAUUCCCUGGGGGGCACCUUCGGGGCGAAAGAGUCCUUCAGUGGGAACAUCACCGACUUGCACAUCUGGCAGAAAGUCCUCGGCGCGGAGCAGAUUGAGAAAGUUCGGUCUUGCUGGGUGGUAGAGCAAGACCUGGUGUUUGGGUGGAGCUCAAAUGCUCUGGAGGUUGAAAGCACCGUUCGGGGAGUGACCGCACAGUUUCUUUGCCCAGGUUUGCAGUCUUUGCCUUUUAUCUGUCGCUACAGAAAGGAUGCAUACUGGCAACUGAAAAAAGCUCAGCUGGAAUCCAGUCAUGCCCUUGUCAGCCGAGUGAACACCCUUGCAGAGAGGACUGUGAUUCCUGAGAACGUCUUUAUAAGUGAUGUCCAAGACAUGAACCUCUCUGUUGCUCUUGGUGCUCUUGAUGUCUUGGCAACUGUUCUGAGGGAAGGAGAGACACCCGUGCUGGAGUCGUCUGACCUCCUUGCGGUGCUUCAGUUACUAAAGCAAGUUUCUGAUGUGGAAGUCCAGGAGGGAGAGGAGACGGAGAUGUUGGAGCAGUUGGGCCAGUAUUACGUGGAAGUGACUGAGUUGAUCCUGGAAGAGCAGAAUAUUGAAACGUGGUCAUCAGUCAGCCAGGUUAUCAGAGGGCCCAUGGCUGUUGUUGAGCUCUGCAACAGAAUGAUGUCACACUUAGCCCCACUGCUAACCGCAGGGAGGACAAAGAUCACGAUCCAGCAUGGGAAUGUUGGGAUGGAGGUCAGGAAGCUGGAGCUGAGCAGGCAGGAGCUGAGCAGUGAGGCGUACCUGGUCCAGAGCCCUGAGGAACGCGGGCACGACCUCAUUGAAAUUCCCGCAGUAGAAAUGCAAAGACUGAAAGACAGAGGUCUCCACAGAGUCAUGGUGAAAAACAUGUGGUUUGGCUACAGCUCCCUGCAGCGCUGCCUGUCCGGCGCUGGCAGCAGUGCUGUCUUCCAGGACGCGGCUGCCUCUGAUGGAGGACACAAGCACCUGGGCACCACGGUGGGCACUGCUGUCAUCUCGUCCAUGCUGCUCAGCGACUACCAGGAGAUCAGCACGUCUGUGCGCUACCACCUGCAGCACCGUGUCCAGGACCUGCCCAACAAGCUGGUGGGGCCCAUCUGUGCCUUCUGGAACUUCAGCCUCAGCCCAGAUGCUGGCGGGAUGUGGUCCACAGCUGGCUGCUCUGUGGUGACAUCUCUCCCAGACUCCACGGCCUGUUUCUGCAACCACACCACGAAUUUUGCUGUCCUGCUGCAGGUGUACGAGAUGCAGAGGACCACCAAGGAGGAGCUCACGCUGCAGACCUUGACUUUUAUUGGAUGUGGAGUUUCCUUCUGUGCCUUGAUAGUUACCUUCAUUUUAUUCUUGGCAGUUGGUGUCCCCAAGAGUGAACGGACAACUGUGCACAAGAACCUGAUCUUUGCCUUAGCUGCAGCAGAAGCUCUGCUCAUGUUCAGUGAAUUGGCCAAGACCAACCAGGUGGUGUGUUUCACAGUCACUGCCUUCCUUCACCUCUUCUUCAUGGCAGCCUUUUCAUGGAUGCUGGUAGAGGGGCUUCUCCUGUGGAGCAAAGUGGUAGCUGUCAACAUGAGUGAAGACAGGAGAAUGAAGUUCUACUAUGUGACAGGCUGGGGCCUUCCAGUCGUUAUCGUGGGUGUGACCCUUGCAGCUUCCUUUAACAAGUAUGUGGCAGACAACCAUUGCUGGCUGAACGUUCAGACCAACGUCAUCUGGGCCUUUGUUGGGCCUGUUCUCUUCAUCCUGGCAGUGAACACCUUCGUGCUGUUCCGGGUAGUGAUGGUGACUGUGUCCAGUGCUCGCAGGAGAUCAAAGAUGCUGACACCCAACAGCAGCCUGGAGAAACAGAUUGGAAUACAGAUCUGGGCCACAGCCAAGCCCGUCCUGGUGCUGCUGCCGGUGCUGGGGCUGACCUGGGUGUGUGGGGUCCUUGUCCACCUCAGCAUCAUUUGGGCUUAUGUCUUCAUCGUGCUGAACUCCCUCCAG
Molecule: messenger RNA, 2823 nt
Organism: Leptosomus discolor (cuckoo roller)
Lineage: Eukaryota; Metazoa; Chordata; Aves; Leptosomiformes; Leptosomidae
Source: RefSeq, a predicted model, not a curated record